Molecule: messenger RNA, 1008 nt
Organism: Penicillium cataractarum
Lineage: Eukaryota; Fungi; Ascomycota; Eurotiomycetes; Eurotiales; Aspergillaceae
Exons: 2
Coding region: 1-1008 (335 amino acids)
Source: RefSeq, a predicted model, not a curated record
AUGCGGUUGCACCCGUGGUCGACCCUCGCCGUCUUCGGUGCGAUCGCAUCGUCGAUCCCCCUCUCGACCUCCCACGAACUCCAUCUUCCUUACCUCCCCUCGCUCAGUCCUGAGCACGAUUCCGAUGCCUACCUGGCUCUUAAAUGGACCGUGACGAAUGGGUCGCUCUACGCCAACAAUGAUCAGAUCUUCCCGCCCACCGUCUCCAUGCAAUUACAUGCCCCUCAAUACAGAGGCCAAGCCAACGCUCGUGUGGGCGGCAAUGAUCUCGAACUAUCGUACUCUCUACAUGCCCGGCCACUUUCGUCCCAAGAAGCCGGAGCGACCUCCAAGAUUGUGCGUGUGCGCGUCGAUUUAAUGGAUCUCCAAGGAGAGCCCGUCACUCCCAACGCUGUCGUAUUGGAUCUGCUCGCCCAUCCCGACGGCAGCCAGCGAAUCACGCGCAUUCGAAUGGAGCCUGGAAAGGGCCAUCACGAAGGCCACGAUCGACCCUGGCAUAUGAAGUUCUGGCAAACCCAAAUGGCCGGAAUCAUCAACAAACAAAAGGAGGACAAGGAGGUCUCCUCUCCCGUCAAGCCUUCUCAAAACUCCACCGAGGAAUCCACGCAAACACGUCCCAGCAAUCCCGCCCAGACGGAUGAUGCCGAGGAAGUCACUCAGGUCGGAUUUAUCUUCUCCCCUUACUGGUCUCCCUCCGCCUAUUCCCACCGCGGCCACGGCCACGGUCACCGCCACUCGCACCACCGUGACCGUACCUUUAUGCGCCUCGUCCGCCCAGUCAUUCUCCCUGCCGUCCUGGGUGCUGCCGCUGGUUUGGUUGCCUGCCUAGUAGGCUUCGUCAUCGGCCACCUAUGCAUGUCCCUCUCCGUCCGCCUCGGUCUCCGCAAGAACAGGCAACAACGACGGACCAGUGCCGUCCACCUGGAAGACGGGACCCGCGGGGAGAAAUCCGUCCUGAUGGUCCCUGAGAUCUACGUGACUGAUUCCGAUUCCGAUCCGGAGGCUUAG